AUGGGACGUCAAAACGCGGCGUCUCUGCUGGGCUGCAGCGUGAGUUUUCAAAGACUUUCUUCAAACUUAGCACUUGGUUACUUCGGAGGAGGCGGGGGAGGGGGCGCGGGGCCAACGCAGAGAUCUCGGGUCGUCCGCACACCAAGAGGGGAGCGAGGCCGCUCCCCAGCCCCGCCCACCUGCCGGGGACCCAGGAAGCGGGGGCCCCUGCCGGGGCCGCUCACCAUCUACCUCGCGCCCUCACACAGACCCGCGCGGGGCAGCCAACCUGCAAAACAGAGCGGCACAGGAAUUACUCGCCGGGCCGAGCGGCUGGUUUCACUUUAUUGCACAGACACUUUGUUGGCAAAGCCCUACGCGUUCCCGAGACACUACCUCGCCCGGGACCGCGCCGAGGGGCCGCAAGGGGGAGCCGGGCAAUGGCAGCACGAGCCGGGGGUUACCUCCGUGCGCCCCCGCCCUCCUCCGCCCCCUGCACCCCGCCCUCACCGCCCGCCCGCCCCGCCCCGGUGGCGCGCUAACUCCAGGGCUUGGCUGGCAAACGCCGCGCAGAGCGAGGCGAAGACAGCGAACGCUGCGCCAGAGCCCCGUCCACAGAGAGGGACGCCGGUCCUGAGGCCGCCCCGGGGUCCCCGCCCUUCCCUCGCCCUUUCGGCGCCCGGCAGGGAGUGGCAGAGAGGAGGCGAGGUGCUGGAGAACCGGUUCCCUCUCUCUCUCCCGCGCGCCACCCGGCUCGGCGGCCCGGCUGUGGGCUCGAGGAUUCCGGAGCCGCGGGCUGGAGUGGAGGGGGCCCCCGGCCCCUCUCGCGGCGCCGCGGGCCCCAGCGUCUUCUUUCACCGCGCCGCCACCUGCAGACCGACGCCGCGGGCGGCUCGUGCUGGCACAGGCUACUUUGCCGAGCGCAGGAGCAGCUCUAGGGACAGUCUGGUGGAAAACGUGGCCACAGACCCCUGCCCUCAAUUUCUGUCUCACAUACCGCUGAAGGAACCUUCUGGGGUUUCCCCGGAUUGUUCGUACUGGCGAAGCCCGUUUCCCGGCCGAACAAACUUCUCAAACCCGUGUGCCUGUGUGGACUUUUCAAAGCGCCCAAAAUAUGUUUUCGCCCCAACCCUGAGCAAGGCAAUUCAUGUAAGUGGCACCUCCUUCUGA
Messenger RNA from Leopardus geoffroyi (Geoffroy's cat), 1149 nucleotides. RefSeq names its product translation initiation factor IF-2-like. Lineage: Eukaryota; Metazoa; Chordata; Mammalia; Carnivora; Felidae. The coding region runs from base 1 to 1149 and encodes 382 amino acids. The record is from RefSeq and is a predicted model, not a curated record. The transcript has 5 exons.